Molecule: messenger RNA, 5463 nt
Organism: Bufo gargarizans (Asiatic toad)
Lineage: Eukaryota; Metazoa; Chordata; Amphibia; Anura; Bufonidae
Gene: ATOSB
Product: family with sequence similarity 214 member B
Exons: 8
Coding region: 66-2222 (718 amino acids)
Source: RefSeq, a predicted model, not a curated record
UAUCGCUCCCGUCCUGCGCGCCACUCGAAGCUGUAGAUGCCAGGAUGAUCGCACUCACCAGCUAGAUGUGCCAGGUUGGAGUAUUAGCUGCCUUAGAGGAGGGGUCAUCCUGCCAGGGGCGGCACAGAGACACACAGGGAUGCAGAGCCGUCUGGAGUCACCGGGGUUUGUGUAAGCCGCUGGAGGAAAGCUCUUCACUGGCCCCAUCUAUACACGUAAGGCUGCACAAGGGGUUGCCCAUUUCCACAGUCUAUCUAACUCUUCGGAGGCUCCAUUGUGCUGGACCCAUGAGGCAUAUCCAGAUGGACCCAGCACCCAAGGAGGAGGAGGAGGAGGAGGAUGGUGGAGAAAACAGCCACUCAACAUCUGCGGACUUAACCUCUCCAGGCCAGGCUGCGGUUCUCAAUGCUGUUCAGGAUUGCAGGGUGCUGGUGGAAUACCCUGAGAAUGAGCACAAACUCCAAAAAGUCUAUCACGUGUCCAUAACAUCUGAUGGCCCCGGGCCUAAAGCCAUUUGCCGACAAGCCUUGAAGAGGGGACCACCAGAGCAGCUUCCUGAGCCAUCUAGGAGCCCGAGGAGAGCCUUCUGGGGUCACAAUAAGAAUGAGGGUCCAUCUGGCAAUUACCAGUCUGAUGCGGACUAUCUGAGUUGCUCGUUAGCUGAUGAGGAUGAUGAGGAGGAUCUAGACACUUUCGAGGAUGGGUUGCUUACAGAAGAAAUCCCUAUGUGCAGUUCUGCUCAGCAUUUUUCCCAUAGCGGAUUGAAAGUCAUUGAACACAGAGUUGAGACGUUCCCUUCCAAGGAACCUCAAGGCAGGCGACUAACCACACAGCCUCUCCCUAAAAAUGCUUGCAGAAAGACUGACUCCCCUUCUCCUCCACCUUGCACCACUUUGCACAACAGGAGCCCAAAAGAGGCACAGCUGGGGAACUCCGCUGAAUUGUCCACUUUCUCUGAAACCAAUGGGUCAAAUGUCUACGUUGAACCUAGGACUUAUAAGGAGUCCACCAGCAACCAGCACAUACUUGAUAAUGUUUUGCACAACAUUGCACAUCCAGAGACGUUGACCGAAAACUUGGAGGCAGGUAGCCUGGGUGGCAGUCACAGCAGUGCCAAUGGCGACUCUGUCGGGGUUCUGUCAUCUGAAGACCCAUCAAAGGAAACCUCACUUCCUUGUAUGCAAGAUCAAAAGCCACAGACUGCCGAUGGAGAAGACCCCAGCUCAUUAGCGAGGACUCCUCCUGGGCUUGCCCGCCUCUGCUCCCCAGGAAGUGGUAACACGGCAGUCAAGAGGAAGCUUCUUCCUUCCACCGAGAUGGAUGAAUCCUGUUCUGAAGAUGAAGGACUUGGCAAAAGAUGGAGAGGAAGUGAGAGCUGUCAGACACUCCUUGGGUCCUGCAGAAGCACAGAUUCCAAGGCCGCACCUUUUUGGAACCAUCUUUUGCCAACAGCCAGGAACUCGCAGAAGAGCCCAACGGACUGUACGAGUCGGAGGACAAAGCGCGGUCUGCGUCUGAAAUCUCGUACUUUACGCAGUCUGAGGAAAGGACAAGCAGGGAGGAGCUGCACUGGAAACUGGGCAAAAUCUUGCAUCAGUCGAUCGCUGCUUGGAAACUUUGAGGAGUCCAUUCUGAGAGGAAGAUUCGCUCCAUGCGGUCAGAUCGAAGGUUUCACCGCUGAAAUUGGCGCCAGCGGUUCGUACUGUCCUCAGCACGUCACUCUUCCAGUUGAAGUCACUUACUUUCACAUUUCCGAGCACAGCGCCCCCUCGCCCUUCCUGGGAGUGAUUGAUCUUGAAGCCGUUGGCAGGAAGGGCUACAGUGUCCCCAGCACAGGAACCAUACAAGUGACCUUAUUUAACCCCAACAAGACCGUGGUGAAGAUGUUCCUCGUCACCUACGACUUUAAGGACAUGCCCGUCAACCAUAUGACUUUCCUGCGUCACCGGAUCUUCCUGGUGCCAGUGCAAGAGAAUGAUGGAGAAAACGAAGGGCAACACAGUGCCUCCGGAGGAGCUGCUGCUAAGGAGAAAGCCAAGAGGAUCCUGUGCUACCUCAUGCAUCUGAGGUUUCAGCGCUCAAAGUCUGGAAAGAUAUACCUCAACGAAGACAUCCGCUUAUUGUUCUCCCGAAAAUCCAUCGAGAUGGACACUGGCAUCCCUUAUGAACUGAAAUCCUUCACCGAAGCCCCUAAGAACCCCAAAUACUCUCCAAGGCUAUAGGGACUGAGCCCAGGGAAGAGGCAUGAGGCUCUGAUACACCCUCACCUCACCCCCUGAAGAUUACGCACACCUUUAUUUAUUAAAUGCACUCCCCGAUUUAAAAAAAAAAAAAAUCUUCAAAAUCCCCCACCCUUACCUCCUGUCCCUUCCACCCAUCUUCCAUCUGGGUCCCACCAAAAAAUUUACAGAUGGAAUUCAAUGUCUGGAUAAUUUUUAUGUUUUAUAUAGUUUAAUUUUAAGGUAAAAAUGGUUAAUUAUAAUGAGAAGCGAAUCGCACAAUAUUCGCACUCCACGCUAAGGAACACCUUCUGUUAAUGAAUCCGAAAGUGAUGUCAAGUUUUUACGCCUAUGUCCGCAGAGCCAGGGAGUAACUGAAAGUCUGAGGUCACCUGAUUUGACACCUACGAAUUUACUGGGGGGGGGAGAUUUGGAGCCUCGCCAAUAUCUGUGAGAGAACCCUAACCUAAGACUGAUCUCAUCAGUGUAGCUAUGAACCAUUACCUUACUCGGAGGCCAUCUUGAAUUCAAUUUUUAUUAUUAUUUGUUUUUUUACACUGCCGUUGUCUCAGAUGCAAAAUGGAUCUGCCAUUUUUCAGAGGUUACUUUUAUUUUUAAAGAUAGACCUAAAAGUAUAAAAAAAAAACUUUCAAUCCAGAUUAUUUUGAAAUAUUCCUGAUUUACAGACAUAGUGAAACAAGUAUAAUUUUAAUUUGAAGGACCGCAUUCUGAAGUUAAAAAAAAAGUUAAAAUUCCCCCCCCCCCCCUUCUAAUGAUAUUCUGGAUUAGCAGGCAGGGCUGUAGGAAAUGUUUGACUAUGCGAUGCUGGAUUAAAGGAAAUUUGCGAUUAACUAAAGAGAAUCCAACGCUGAAUGCCUUAGAUGAGGACAUCUAUAGUAUGUCCUGACUCCGCUAAACGGCCCCAGAAAAAGAGGUGUGGAGGAUGAGAGCGCCACCCUCUGAUUCCACAUUUUUUUUUUUUUUUACGUGUAUUUUUUUCACGGAUGACACGAUAUCAUGCUGAGACCAUCACAUGACGUGUCAUAAUCAUCAGGUGAUGCCAUGGGAAGAGAUCCAGGAGUUAUUCAAUUACGCCCACGUUUUGUUGAAUCAGCUGUCGUAUAGGACCGGAAGCCACGCCAGGUCAACUCUGUGGCAUAGAUGGUGGACAUUACCUGUGGCAUUGCUGCUGGCUUACCAGGGUGGUGCCAGGAAACCACUCUGCCUCAGGGCGCAUUCACACGACCGUGUAGUGUGUCACGGUCUGCAAAUUGCGGAUCCGCAAAACACUGAUGUUGCCCUUUCCGUUAUUAAUAGAAAUGCCUAUUCUUGUCUGCGAUUGCGGACAAUAAUAGGACAUGCUCUAUAUUUUUUGCGGGGCCGUGGAACGGCGUGCUGUCCGCAUCUUUUGCGGCCGCAUUGAAGAGAAUGGGUCCGCGCUCCUGUAUCAGGGUGUUCAGAUACAGGACUAGGGUAAAAAUGGCACCCCUACUAAAGAAAAAUCAGCUACACCUCUGGGUCAACUCCUCAUUGAGACUUUCAGCAUAGCCGAGAUGGGUCACAAGUUAUUUCCUUGCAGUUUUUUUUUUUACUCUCUUCUUCUUAGAAACCGGAAGUUCCCUUUAACUGGUUAGUCUGCGAUGUCCUAAUGACAUCCUGGUGGCCAUUAUGUGAAGUGACAGGGCGUUAUGUUAAUUAUACUUGCCAACAGUCCCUGUAUAGUUGCUCAGGAUGGCUCAUAAAUGGCGUCUGUUCUGUGUGCAUCCAUGUCCGUCCUAUCCGGCUCCUCCCCUCGCGCAGUCUCUGCGUACAUACAGUACAUACAGAUUAAGAUGCCUCAAAAUACUUCUUUUUUUUUUUUUGUCAUCCGUGAAUACAGAUAGAAACACAGCGAGACUUGAGGGAUUUACAGUCUACGAACAUAAGCAAUAAGGAUUAGAAUUUUAGGCAAUUCUCUUAAUUUAUUUUUAUUUUUUUAGUGUUUUAGGGCAAAGGAUUCUGAAAGGUCCGAGCAGGUAGACUUAAAAAGGGCUGUCCAGGAUCGGAGUCCAUGGGACAGAGCUGCCAUACCGCACACAACCCAUAGACUGGUGUUUGGCGAAAAGCUGCCAUGUUUUUCCAAUCUUGGACAAACCUUUAAAAAAUAAAUAAUUAAUAAAAAAUAAAAAUAAAUUAGUCUCAAACUCUCUCUCUUGUGAUAUAUCUGUUUCUGGGAGAGGUCGGUGACAGUUUUACAGCUUCCGUUUCAGUCUCAUGCUUGCACACGACCAUGGGGCCACCGUGCCCGUGUUGUGGACCGCAAACCAAAGCCCAUGGAAGACCUUCCCGUGGGCUUCCGGGACCGUACCCCCGCACCAUAAAAGAUAGAACAUGUCCUUAUCUUUCGCCUCAGAUUGUGGACCCAUUGAAGUCAUAAGGAGUACACACGGCUGAUGCCUGUGGUUUGCGGUAACACGGGGCGCGGCAGCAACACGGUUGUAUGCAUAAGGCCUUAUGGACAGGUAGGACUGACGAAACCGCUGAAUUGACUAAAUACUUGAGGGAAGGUUUACAAGUUUUUUUGUUAGUUUUUUUUCCUUAAGCGUACUUUUUGAUUUUUAAAGGGGAAUUGCACCUAAAUCAUCAUCUAACAUGUUCUGUUCUGAAAAAGAAAAGCCAGAGGAGCCGCUAGCUGGAGAUAUCGGUGAGUGAAAUCAAUGGCGCUCUGUUACGAGCACUUUAGUGGAGAUUUUGCUGAAAAUCCCCAUGGUUAGAGGUAAAACUUUCCUCACAUAGGGACUACUGCGGCAGCCAUUUUGUGUCCUAUGUCUGUAUUCCUCGAUAUGCCGCAUUCUUGAAAUGGUCGCCUCAUUCAUUAAACAACUGGAGCAGUUAACGACUGGUGGUGUUGCCCAUAGCAACCAAUCAACUUACCCCUUUUAUAAUGACUGUUGGCAAGCAGAUUGGUUGCUAUGGGUAAUACCUCUAGUGAUGUGAUUGACCCCCAGCUGAUUUGGCCACCUACCGUCGGCAGGGGCCCACUUUAAAAGUUCGACUCAAGUGUGUCACAAUUGUUUGUUAUUUUAAAGGCAUUGCCGUGCAUAUUUAAUGUGUUUUAUGUGUAGAAAACAGUUUCUUGGUAGCGAGCAGUUACAUUUUCACACUGCAUCACAAAAGGGGUUAAACAUAUGUGCCAAAUCAUGUCACCCGUGUAUACCCUGACCCUUGCCGUCUUCAUUUAAGAAUAAACUGGCAAUAUACAAGA